Molecule: messenger RNA, 2826 nt
Organism: Hippocampus comes (tiger tail seahorse)
Lineage: Eukaryota; Metazoa; Chordata; Actinopteri; Syngnathiformes; Syngnathidae
Product: inter alpha-trypsin inhibitor, heavy chain 4-like
Exons: 25
Coding region: 56-2740 (894 amino acids)
Source: RefSeq, a predicted model, not a curated record
UUGGGUAUAAAAGGCAGCUUUUGGAUUUCGUGGCUUCACUCUCAUUGGCGCCACCAUGGAGAGAACUGUGCUCCAAAUCAGCAUCUUCGGGCUACUUUUGGCUUUUGGCACCACUCAACCUAAGGAUGACUGGGAGAUCUACAGCUUUCACAUCAACUCCACGGUGACCAGUCGUUACGCUACCACCAUCAUCACCAGCCGUGUGGCCAACCGUAAAGACGAAUCCCAAGAAAUCGAGUUCCACGUCCGGAUUCCCAAGAAUGCCUUCAUCAGCAAAUUCAGAAUGUUUAUGGACGGCCAGGUGUAUGAUGGGGUCGUGAAGGCUAAAGAAGCGGCUGAGCAGCAGUACACUGAUGCUGUGUCUCGCGGUGAAAGCGCUGGCAUCGUCAGCUCAGUUGGGAGGACUCUUGAAGAGUUUAAGACCUCUGUGACAGUGGCCGCUCACAAAAAGGUGACCUUUGAACUCACCUACGAGGAACUACUCAAACGCACGCUGGGCAAGUACGAGCUGCAGAUCCACGCUCGCCCCAUGCAGCCCGUCAACGACUUCAAGGUGGAUGUGUACAUUCAAGAAAAUGCAGGAAUCAGUUUCAUCUCCGUUAAAGGUGGAUUGAGCACCGGCGCGCUGGCUAACGCUGUCACCAAAACGCAUGCAGACACAGAGGCCUGGGUUCAUUUCUACCCGACAGUGGAUCAACAAAAAACAUGUGACAGCUGUGGAGACAAGGGUAUGAACGGAGAUCUGGUUAUAGUUUAUGACGUCAACAGAGACAGGUCACUGGGGGACAUCAAGACAUCAAGUGGAUAUUUCGUCCAUCACUUUGCUCCAUCGCAACUUGCCCGCAUUCCAAAGAAUGUUGUCUUUGUCAUUGAUAAAAGUGGUUCCAUGCGUGGCAAGAAAAUAGAACAGACCCGCACGGCAUUAAUCCAUAUCCUGAAUGACCUGGCAGAGGAUGACUUCUUUGGUCUCAUCACUUUUGAUAGCUCCCUGUAUUACUGGAAGCAAGAACUUGUUCAGGCCAACUCACAAAAUGUGAAAAGCGCCAAAGAAUUUGCAGGGAACAUUCGAGAGCAUGGAGGCACAAAUAUUAAUGAAGCAUUGUUGGAUGGAUCACGUAUGUUGAAUGAGAACCCGAGGAAAGGUUCGGCUUCUAUCCUCAUACUCCUCACGGAUGGAGACCCAACCUCAGGUGUGACCAAUCUCGAACAAAUAUACUCAAACGUGAUGGAGGCCAUUCAAGACAAAUUCCCACUCUACUGUCUCGGUUUCGGUUUUGACGUCAACUUCAAUUUUCUUGAGAAGCUGUCCUUGUUGAACAAUGGUGUUGCGCGGCGUAUUUAUGCUGACGCUGAUGCCGAUUUGCAGCUCAAGGGCUUCUAUGAUGAGGUGGCCAAUCCUCUUUUGACAGAUGUGGUGAUGAUCUAUAACGGUGGCACCAAUCUGACCCGGACCAACUUCAGUCAGUAUUACAACGGUUCAGAGAUUGUGGUCGCCGGUCAGAUCACCGACAACAACAUUGAAACCUUCGUCCCAAGUGUUGUGGCCAUUUCGAGGAAUACGAGUAUCAGUUUCUCGGAGAAAAACAGCACGACAAAGUCUACGGACAGCAACAUUCAGAGGGUUUGGGCCUACCUGACUGUCAAACAACUCCUGGAGAAAGAAUUACAGUAUUCGGGAGAUGAGAAGGCGAAAAUGAAGAACGAAAUCUUGAGGCUAUCACUCAAGUACAAUUUUGUGACCCCGCUUACAUCCAUGGUGGUCACCAAACCAACGAAGGACAAGACGGAGGUGCUUCACAAACCCAGCGAGAGCGGUCCACCUCCUGACGAGCGCCCCUCUUUUGGAAUGAGCGGGCUUGGGUCUAUGCCACGGGGCACAAUCACCAGCCAUUCACGUGUCGGAAGUGCUGGCGUUGCUUACAGGCAACAUCGGCCCGUUCCAGUGACACGGUUUUCAACAUCCGCAGGCCGUCAACGUAUGCCUGGUUUUCCCGGCUUUCAUGGUGUCCUCGGGAGCCUACCAGACAUGGCGUACGACAUCGCAGUUGAUAUGCCCAGGCUUCAGCACCUCCCAAUGCCAAUCUUACCUACCAUUCCGGGAACCUCAAAACCUGUUGAACCGAGCAUCCGUUUUUUGCUCCCAGCUGAGAAUCAGUCUCUUCCACUUUGUUUUGAUAUCCCUGCAAGUACUCAACUUCGACUCCUUCACCUCCCCAGUGCCGGACUCUCUGUGAAUGGUGCGCUGGAUGGAAUAAGAGGCUUCAACAAGAUAGUUGUCCGCCUCAAACCGGACGUCAACGUUAUCGUUAGCGUGAGUGGUGUCUCCACUUAUGAUGGACGAGAUGGACAUUUGUCAUCAUGGAAGAUGGGACAGGAUACCAUCACCGCUGGAAGCGUGACAGUGAUCAAGCAGGAUAUGGAAGUUGACAUCACAGUUGGAGAUAUACGCCUGAUCAUCUUGCUUCAUGAGAACUCAGGAGAAAAGUUCCUCUGGCCAGUUUUAAGACAGAGGUCUUCAGACGUUGACGCUGAAGGAAUUUUAGCGCAAAAAGCAGCCGUUUAUGAAGAAGUGCACCAACAUAUGACAAAACUUAAAAUCAAAGACCAGGAAAUCAUUGUUUCCAGAUCCUCGGCUGCUGACUACAGUUUUUCCCCAGCUGUGAUUAUGUCCUGCUGGCUCGUGCCUGCAGAGUCAGCGCUACGAUCACAACUCAGUCAUUUCACUGCCUUGGUUAUUUAAUGACAAGGCGGGCUUUUAGAGACAUUUCACUGAGUGCGAAACAUGCACAUUCAUCGUGCCUCGAUAAUAAACGCUUGCCAAACUGA